AUGGUUACAAACAUGGAGUCCACUGGCAUCAUGCCCACACCCAAGGUUGUCCGAGAUGGUUCACUGCCUCCGGACGAGACUGUUGGGCCUAUUUGGCUGGGCGUCUCGACAACACUGCUCAUCUUCCUGCUUCUGACCACCAUCCUCCGACUCUGGGUCCGCAUCGCACGCCGAAACUUCGGAUGGGACGAUACAACUAUAGCUCUGGCGGCUGUGAUGGCUACAGUGCGGUACACACUCGCGGCCAUGCAGCUACCUCACGGCAACGGGAGACAUCGAGUCUACCUCAGCGAUUACGACUACAAGAUGAUCAACAUGUACGGUUGGUACGGGCAACUGUUCCAUUUUACGUCCAUGGCGUGUCUGAAGUGCUCCAUCUGCGCCUUGGUGCUUCGAUUGAAAGACAAAAGGGGCAUGCGCAUCUUCGUCUGCACAAUCAUCGCGGGUGUGAUCUACUGGAUAUAUGCAGCAAUUGCAUACUCGGCGUUGACUGAUCUUAUUCUAUCCUUCAUACCAUUGGCCUUGAUUUGGAAGGUGAAGAUUCGAAUUCAAAAGAAAGUAUCUAUCAUGUGCCUGAUGAGUCUCGGGUUGAUUGCAACCGCUUUUGGAAUAACACGAGCCGCAUUCUUGGGUGUAUCAACAGAAGACCUUAGCUGGACAUUCUGCAUCGUUGCUAUCUGGUCCAACCUCGAGCUUUUCCUCGGCAUUAUUGCCGCAAAUCUUGCCCUCUCUCGAGCUAUCUACCUUUACUUUCGACAAGGAUCUAGCACGGCGUCGAAAAGCCAAACCGAUCCGUCCGCUGCGGGCCACGUCAAUACCAGGGGGCACAUAGGGGAUAGAUUCGUCAUGCCAUCGACGACAAUCAGCACUGGUCUGAGGCGCAUACCGUCAGAGACUAGAAGUUCGGAUAGUGACAUACCGCUGGAGCCCAGGAUUCAAAAGCGGACCGACUUCUGGUGGAGAGAGGAUGGGAGUCCUCAACAGAUAACGGAUCUAGGUCCAUGA
This is a messenger RNA of Colletotrichum karsti, 1005 nucleotides long. RefSeq lists its product as uncharacterized. The record is from RefSeq and is a predicted model, not a curated record. Bases 1 to 1005 code for a protein of 334 amino acids. The transcript has 4 exons. Lineage: Eukaryota; Fungi; Ascomycota; Sordariomycetes; Glomerellales; Glomerellaceae.